GUUUUCCAUCUGUUGACAGCGAAUGUUGACAUUUUGCACAGGAUGAGCUCGAUUUGCCGGCUUGGGAUCAAGCAUCUUUUGCCUAAAGUGGUUCCCGGAAGCAACGUGUGUUGGAGAACAUUUGCCAGUAUGGUCGACGCCAAGCUUGAUGCGGUUCCGGUGGUGGAGAUCGAUGAAGGAAUCUUCAAGUACGUGCUGAUCAAAGUUUACGGCAAGGAAAAAACCGACGGCAGCGAACCAUCGAAGCUGAUCGUUCGCGGCUUCGAUCGGGCCCAGUGGCAUUCGGAUAUUUACGAUGAGGUUAGCUCGGCGCUGUUGGGGCUUGGGCUCGAGACGGAGUGUCUCGGCGGUGGACGGAUCGAGAACAGACCGGACCUGAAGCAGAUCAAGGUGUACGGCUACUCGCAGGGCUAUGGGAAGGCGGACCACACCGAAACGAGACGUUUGCUGCUAACCAAAUACCCGGACCACAACAUUACCUGUUCCGACGAAGGAUAUUGAGGAAGAAAUGAGCGUGGCACGGAACGCACACUCACACACUCACACACAUACACACGCAUGAUCAUGUGAGCUUUAUUUAUAUGAAAGGAUUUUGGUGCAGAAUACAUUAUGCAAUGUUUUAAGAUGUGAA
Anopheles stephensi (Asian malaria mosquito) is the source of this 631-nucleotide messenger RNA. Its product is annotated as sex-regulated protein janus-A-like. The record is from RefSeq and is a predicted model, not a curated record. Gene Ontology annotation, molecular function: protein histidine phosphatase activity. Gene Ontology annotation, biological process: peptidyl-histidine dephosphorylation. Gene Ontology annotation, cellular component: cytosol. NCBI's taxonomy places the organism in Eukaryota, Metazoa, Arthropoda, Insecta, Diptera, Culicidae. The coding region runs from base 43 to 501 and encodes 152 amino acids. The transcript has 2 exons.